UGCACGAGGCAUCUCUCCGCAUGUCGCACCGCAAGUUUGAGAGGCCGCGCCACGGCUCGCUCGGCUUCCACAAAAAGGAGGUUUGAGGAGCGGGGCCGGUUCUCGAGGCCCCCCCAAUGGUUGUGGUUGGAAUGGUUGGGACAUCAACGCGGAGCUCGAGCGCAUCAAGCAGUACUGCCAGUGCGUGCGCGUGCUCGCCCACACGCAGAUCCGCAAGAUCAAGGUGGGCCAGAAGAAGGCGCACCUGAUGGAGAUCCAGGUCAACGGCGGCGACCUGGCGGCCAAGGUUGACUUUGCGGCGCAGAUGUUCGAGAAGCAGGUGCCGGUGGACGCAGUCUUUGCGAAGGACGAGAUGUGCGACGUGAUUGGCGUCACCAAGGGCCACGGCUACGAGGGCGUCACUACCCGCUGGGGCUGCUCGCGCCUGCCGCGCAAGACGCACCGCGGACUGCGCAAGGUUGCCUGCAUCGGCGCAUGGCACCCGGCCAAGGUGCAGUACUCGGUGCCGCGCGCGGGCCAGAACGGCUACCACCACCGGACGGAGAUGAACAAGAAGAUUUACAAGAUUGGCAAGGGGGCGGAGGAGAACAACGCCACCACCGAGUUUGACCUCACCGAGAAGUCGAUCAACCCGGUCGGCGGCUUCCCGCACUACGGCUUGGUGCGCGAGGACUACCUGCUGCUCAAGGGGUGCGUCGUCGGCCCGCGCAAGCGCGUCGUCACCCUACGCAAGCCGCUCUUUGAGCAGACGCAGCGCAACGCCGUCGAGGAGGUGACGCUCAAGUUCAUCGACACCUCGUCCAAGUUUGGCCACGGCCGCUUCCAGACGCUCGAGGAGAAGGACAAGUUCAUGGGCAUGCGCAAGAAGGCGAGCAUCUAGGCUGGGCAGAUUGUGCACCAGUCCUUCGCGGGCCCGCCCGUGUCGCUUGUGUCUGUUGUCUGCGUUCGAGUAUACACUCAAUGCGAAUCCACACCACACC
This is a messenger RNA of Emiliania huxleyi CCMP1516, 980 nucleotides long. RefSeq lists its product as hypothetical. The transcript is spliced from 4 exons. Gene Ontology annotation, cellular component: ribosome; cytosolic large ribosomal subunit. Lineage: Eukaryota; Haptophyta; Isochrysidales; Noelaerhabdaceae. The annotation marks the transcript as partial. Gene Ontology annotation, biological process: translation; ribosomal large subunit assembly. The record is from RefSeq and is a predicted model, not a curated record. Gene Ontology annotation, molecular function: structural constituent of ribosome; RNA binding.